GCCUGGUAACAGCGAAAGCGUCGCUCCUAGAGAAGCUGCAGACGAGGAGCCGCUGUAGACUUAACGUUACAGCCGAAACGUAUCACGAUGCGCGAUAAAUAUUUCGUUCACGUACUUCCAGACAGCUCGGACAUCGCACACACCCAUGCGAGUCGUUCACAAUAACACCGACACGCUGACGCUAAGCGUCUUAAGGUUCGGGACGAUCCCAAAAGAGUCUGAAGAUGAAGUCUUGCGCUGUGGAGAGAUGAGUAAGACAUCCUGAAAUCGGGUUAUUGGACACCAAUUUAUAAGCAUGGGGAAACUGCAGAGCAAGUUCCGGAGGCGCUCGGACAUUUACAAGGCCAAAGAGGGGGCGGAGCCUGCACCUGUGCACCAGGUAGUGCAGUAUGAACCUGCUCACACAGAUGCCAUCAACUGUGUCGUCAGCUUGACCUCUGACCUGUGCGUGUCAGGAGGGCAUGACCAGGCUGUUGUUGUCUAUGAAUGGAGAGCUGGAAAACGGUGUAAAUCUUUCCGGGGCCACAGCAGAGAGAUUACAAAGUUAUGCUGUUUUAAAGAAAGUUCCUUGGUCUUCAGUGCAUCCCGUGAUAAGUCGGUGCUGAUGUGGGAUCUGGGUCGAGAUACAGAACCCGUCCAGGAGUUUUGUGGCCAUGAGCUUGUAGUUAACGGGGUAGCGGUAAGCCCAGAUGGCUCAAAGCUAUGCACGGGCUCUCGUGAUAACUCCAUGCGCCUCUGGGACAUUGAGUCGGGAGAAUGUCUGCAAAAACACACCAUCUCACGAAACCUGGUGACUCAUGUGUGCUGGGUACCAGGAAGCACAUCUAUUGUCCAAACCUCAGAAGACAAGACGAUAAGGGUGUGGGAUAGCCGUUCCUGGCAGGUCACUAACACUUUUCCGGCAAAGCAGCACAUCCAGACCCACUGUGACAUCAGUUCCAACUGUUACCACCUGCUUUCGUCCAGCAAUGGUUUCGGUGGUCAGGGUAGUGAGGCCACGCUGUGGGACCUCAGACAGCCCGGCUGUAAAGUGGCCGAAUACAGAGGACACCUGCAGACCACAGCAUGCUGCGUGUUUGUGCCUCCCCGUCCCGGAUAUCCUGCUCUCGUGGCGUCGUCGUCAUAUGACAGCUCAGUAAAAAUAUGGGAUCAGAACACUGCAGCGUGUUUGUACACGUUAACGCUGGACGGCUCAGGGCCCUUGGUGUCUCUGGCUCCGUGUGACUCCAGCAGUCUCCUGUGUGCCAGUUUUAACUCAGGACUGCACCAGCUGCAUCUAGAUCAGGGAGCAGUGCCCAGCCUCACUGAAGUGGCUCGCUUCUGACGUCUAUCUGGACCACCUGGAAAAUCAAACUGAACAAACACACAUAUUUAAUAACUGGAACUCCUGGAAAUGAGAAUGCAUACUACAGUAUGUAGACACUCUAUUCUUGUUAAAGGAAUAGGUCAAAAAUUAACAUUUGCUGAAAAUGUACUCAUCUUCAACAUCCAAGAUAUAGAUGAGUUUGUUUUUUCAUCUGAACCGAUUUGGAGAAAUGAAGCAGUGCAUCACGAUCCUCUGCAGUGAAUGGGUGCCGUCAGAAUGACAGUCCAAACAGCUGAUAAAAACAUCCUAAUAAUCCACAAGAAAUCGGCGUGUUUAUAAUAAAUCCUUUUAAGAUAUUUUUAACUUCAAACCUUCAAAUUGCAUUAAGCCAAAAUAUGAGUCCUCUUUCCAUAACAUCGCUUUCUUUAGUGGAAAAAGUAGUCUCAUCUGAAUCCAAUGAAGAUCAAGUAUUGUUUUCAAGCAUUAGAAUUUCUAAAUAAUAAAUAAAUAAAUGAAUGUUAAUUUAAUGGGACAAUAUUGUUUCCCUUAUUUAUUUCUGAAGAUUUUUUUUUUUUACUACUACUACUUAAUUAAAUGUGGACUUUUUUUAUAUAUACAUUCCUAAACAUAUAUUUUCAGCUGGAUACUUUCUCUUACAACUAAGUAAAAUCUAGAGGGGGAGAAAACCUAUCCGUGCUGUAUUUUUUACACACAAAAAAAAAUACCUUUUAUUUGCACUUUUCAUUAAGCAAUUGCUAAUGGGUCAAAAUGAUGCACUGCCAAAAUCAUUCAUGCAGAAAGUACAUCAACGGAUAUGAAAUCUCAGUCUCUCACUCUUCACUCUUCUACAUCACACAGGCUCAGGGUUUGGCAACAUGUGAAGCUGAAUCAUUUUUCACAAAGAAGCUGCUAGAGUUUACAGACACACACUCAUAAACACAUUCAAACAUUUAUGGAAACAGUCUGGUCUUGUAUUUCACACUCGGAGAGGGAGAGGAUGCUUAUGAGAUGAUCUGGCCCUUUAGAGAAUUCCAGACAAAAACAGCAGAUCUCAAUAUUUUCCCAGAAACAUGAUCAGACAACACAGAAUGUGAAGUCAAUGAAAAUCAGUGAUGCAAUGUGUUUUGUGGUCGUUGCUUUUAAAUAUAUAUAUAUAUAUAUAUAUAUAUAUAUAUAUAUAUAUUCUUUAAUAUUAGGACCAUAGUUCUAGAAUAUUGUGGCGUUCUCUGAAAAUACUGUCCUGCCAACAUGGCAAUGUUGAUUUCACGUGUAAUGACAGGAUUGGGAUGUUUUAAAAAUAUUUUUUCACAAAUAUACAAACCAAAGAGUUUUUGUUUUGUUUUAUGAAUUUUAUUUCUGCAUAACAUACAAUGACCUCAGAAAAGUAUUUUUUUCACUUGAAUCACACGGCCUGAAUGUCAUUGCAUUGGAAAACAAAAUAUCAAGCAAAUGCUGCCAGAGGCAUUUUAUUGUAUUUUUAUAAUAUAUAUUAUGUAUUUUAUUUGUUUAUGUAUUGUAAUAUUGUCCUAUGUUGAGAGGGGCAGGGGUUUAUUUUAAUUAUAUUUGUAUUUAAUUUUAUUAUUUUUGCUCCAAUUUUUUGUUGUUGUUUUUUGGAUUUCUGAAGUCAGUUCUCCUCAAAAAAAUACACAAAUCUAGUUCAUCACUUUACAUAUCACAUGAUAUUUAGCAUUUGUCAUCAGCUUAAUGCUAUGUACUAUACUGUGUACUGCAGUGACUAGUUGUGUAUUUUAUAUUGUUCAAAUACUUUUUGCAGCCACUAUAUAACAUUAGCAGAAUAUUGAUGAACAAAUACAGCAAGCGCAUUCAUGUAUCAUGACUCAGAAGGACGUAGAAGGUUACGCUGAUGAGUUUAUUUGACUUUUAUGUAAAUGCUGAGGUGUGGAGUUAUCAAUUGGAAGGAAAUGUUUAUGUAUUUGCACAUUACGUGAAUAAAUUAUUUCAGUCCAAUGAAAACAA
Carassius gibelio (silver crucian carp) is the source of this 3283-nucleotide messenger RNA. Its product is annotated as WD repeat-containing protein 31. The record is from RefSeq and is a predicted model, not a curated record. Gene Ontology annotation, molecular function: protein binding. Bases 296 to 1324 code for a protein of 342 amino acids. The transcript is spliced from 10 exons. Lineage: Eukaryota; Metazoa; Chordata; Actinopteri; Cypriniformes; Cyprinidae.